CUCCUGAACUUUGAGUCUUGUCGUCAAAAGAGCUUGUUGUUGUUUUGAUAAAACACUGCCACUUCCAGAUGGAUUGUCAGUGCAUUUCAUCUUUACUCUUGUACCGAACAAGGAAGCAGAUGCUCCAAGUGUUUUCCUAGUGGCUGGACAGCAGAAAAAUGAAAAAAUUGCUUAAAAAACUACAUGGGAUUUCUACCAAUUCUCUUUAUAGAUUCUCAUCUUCUCCGGACCUUCAGUGGAGUGAUGAUUGGAAUUCACGUUUGAAUCCUGAGGAAUACUUCACUAAAUUGGAACGAAUUGGUAAAGGCUCUUUUGGAGAGGUGUACAAGGGCAUAAACAACCGCACAAAAGAGGUGGUGGCCAUUAAGAUUAUUGACUUGGAGGAAGCAGAGGAUGAGAUUGAAGACAUCCAGCAGGAGAUCACGGUCCUCAGCCAGUGUGAAAGCCCUUAUGUCACCAAAUACUACGGCUCCUAUCUGACGGGCUCUAAGCUAUGGAUAAUCAUGGAAUAUUUGGGAGGUGGAUCGGCUCUGGACCUGCUAAAGCCGGGACCUUUGGAAGAAACAUAUAUUGCCACCAUUCUCAGAGAAAUACUGAAAGGACUGGACUACCUCCACUCAGAGAGGAAGAUUCAUAGAGAUAUCAAAGCGGCCAAUGUGUUACUCUCUGAACAUGGAGAAGUCAAGCUGGCAGACUUUGGAGUAGCUGGCCAGUUAACAGACACUCAAAUUAAGAGAAACACAUUUGUAGGAACUCCAUUUUGGAUGGCACCAGAGGUCAUCAAACAGUCUGCUUAUGACUUCAAGGCUGACAUCUGGUCAUUGGGUAUCACAGCCAUCGAGCUGGCUAAAGGAGAGCCCCCCAACUCCGAACUUCACCCCAUGAGAGUCUUGUUCCUCAUCCCUAAAAAUAACCCACCCAUGCUGGAAGGGUCCUACAGCAAAGCCUUUAAGGACUUUGUUGAAGCUUGUCUCAAUAAAGAUCCACGAUUUAGACCGACAGCCAAAGAGCUUCUGAAACACAAGUUCAUCACCCGUUACACCAAGAAAACCUCAUACCUGGCAGAGCUCAUUGAUCGACACCGCCGCUGGAAGUCAGGGGGGCACGGGGACGAAUCAAGCUCUGAUGACUCUGACAUGGAUGGGGAGGGGGAUGACAGGGACCAGUGUCCCGUGUGGACUUUCCCCACUGUGCGGCCCAAUUCCAUGAACAAGUUACAAGGAGGUUUCAGUCAUUUAGACAAUAAGACAUCAGACGUUAUGAAGAGGCAGCCAAAGUCACCAUCUCUAAAAACGUUAGUCACACCCAUCUUCAGAGAGCUGAAGGAGAAGCGGCGUGUUAGCGGGAGCAGUGUAUGUGCCCUGGAGGAGCUGGAAAAUGCAUUCAGCCUCGCAGAGGAGUCCAGCCCUGGAAUCUCUGACCGUUUACUCAAUAACAUUAUGGAGAGAGUGUGCAGUUUUUCAGGUCAUGCUGAUUCAGUGCUGUAAGAUAUUGUGCUGCGCUGUUGCACUUGCAUGCAGUACUAAAUCUUCCGCAUGAGUGAACUCUGAGACUUCCUUUGUCUCAAUCCUGCAGGUUUACACUCAACGGAAACAGCAUGCCUUCAAAACGAUGAGGUCCGUCUGACUGCUGGUCAGCUCCGUCCGAUGGAAAGACAUGCCCACCUCCUGCUCCUUCAGCUAAAUACCAAUCAGUCAUUCCAUUCCAGCUUGUAUUAUGAGAUGUUUUUAACGGUUUACUUUAUAGAAUUUUAAUGUAAUGUAAAAUAUGAAAUGAUGAACCAGGUUUGCGUGUAUUCCAUUGAGUACAUUGAAAUGUAAAUAAACUAGUGUAAAAAGUG
Messenger RNA from Cyprinus carpio (common carp), 1840 nucleotides. It is a transcript of the gene stk25a, whose product is annotated as serine/threonine kinase 25a. NCBI's taxonomy places the organism in Eukaryota, Metazoa, Chordata, Actinopteri, Cypriniformes, Cyprinidae. Gene Ontology annotation, biological process: protein phosphorylation. The record is from RefSeq and is a predicted model, not a curated record. Gene Ontology annotation, molecular function: ATP binding; protein kinase activity.